Molecule: messenger RNA, 1623 nt
Organism: Peniophora sp. CBMAI 1063
Lineage: Eukaryota; Fungi; Basidiomycota; Agaricomycetes; Russulales; Peniophoraceae
Source: the annotation of a GenBank genome assembly
AUGUGGAAUAACCAGCCUGGAAAUGUCUGGCAGCUCAACGCCUCGCCACUUGAACUGCUUAUUGCUCGCGCCACCGCUGCGCAUCUUCCAGAACCUAACUAUGCUUUGCAUCUGGAGGUCGCCGAAUACAUCAAUACCAAGAAGGCGAACAAUCCAAGAGAUGCUGCGAUGACCAUCGUACGGCUCGUCAACAACCGGAAUCCCCACGUAUCAAUGCUCGCUCUCGCCCUACUAGAAACGCUUGUCAACCACUGCGGCUACCCAUUCCAACUGCAAGUCUCUACGAAGGAGUUCCUGAACGAGCUUGUUCGUCGCUUUCCUGAGCGUCCGCCUCCCUUUCCCGGCCCCGUCAUGACGCGGGUCCUUGAGCUUAUCCAUAACUGGAAAGAGACGAUAUGCCAGGACUCGCGGUGGAAGGACGAUUUCGGAAAUAUCAGGGACAUGCACCGCCUAUUGCAGUUCAAAGGAUACCGCUUCCGCGACUUUGGCCGCAAUAAUAACUCGACACCACCGGCCGCUGCAAAUUUGAAGUCGGCCGAAGAGCUUGAGAACGAGGAUCGCGAAGCGCAAUCGGCGAAACUGCAAGAGCUGAUCCGGAGAGGAACACCGCGCGAUCUUGCUGCAGCGCAAGAGCUCAUGAAGUCACUCGCGGGUGCCAAUCCAGACGCGAAGCCGGACUACCGCACGCAGGUGCUGAACGAGCUGAACAAGCUCGAGCAAAAGGUCGUGCUGUUGAAUGAGAUGUUGGAUAACGUGGACACGGAGCGCGGGGAGAAGUUCGCACCUGGAGAUGUGUACGACCAAGUAUCCGCAAUCCUUAUCGCAUCUCGGCCGAAGAUCCAGAAGUGGAUAUCAGACGCGGAGUCGGAGGACUCUGAAUCGCUAGACACAUAUCUGCAGAUCAACGACCAAAUCAACACUGUCAUCGACCGAUAUGAGGCGUUCAAGAAGGGCGACUACGUCACCGCGAAGAACCCUAUACCGGCGGAGUACGCUGCCGGGUCGAGCUCGAGCGCCGGGUUGAAUCUCAUCGACUUUGACGAGUCCGAUGCGGCUGCGGCUCAAGCUGCGGGCGCGGGCGGAUCGACCACAGACGAUCUUAUGGCACUGUUCGGGCCUUCGUCCACAUCAUCAGCUCCCGCACCAGCGCCCGCUGCACAAUCCAUGCCACCGAACCUACUCGCAGGGUUCAACCAGCAGGCGCACCCUUCGUACAAUUACGGCGCUCAGCCUCCGGGCUAUGGAAUCCAACAACAACCACAGACGACGUACGCUCAGCCUCGGCCAGGUUUCCCUGGCGGCGUCCAGGCUGCUGCGUCUCCCGUGGGCACACCGGGCUCGCGACCACAAUCAGCCCAGUUCGGCAGCAUCAUGCUACCUGGUACUCCCAGCGGUGGCGCCAGCUCACGCGUCGCGUCUCCCCCAACGCAUGCACCAACCUGGGGUGGCAUGUCGCCACCUCAGCAAGCCUCUUCGCCAUUCGGCGGCGCGCAGCCGCAACAGUCGUUUGCACCGUUGCAACCGCAAUCCUCGCAAUCGCCUGCACCCGCGGCGGCAGCGGCGACGUCGCCGGCGCAGGGUGGCAAGAAGGAUCCGUUCGCGGAUCUUGUUGGGUUAUUCUGA